AUGGACAAGGAGGCCAGACAGUUUGAGAUCGGGGCAGAUGGCGUUGGUGGAAAACAGCCUAGAGAAGAAGAGGUGACUCUGGGAUGUCACUCUGCAUGUGAGUAUGAGAUGAAGAUGGUGACGAAAGGGUCAGGGAUGGCCACAUUAAAAUCCACAUGCAUUGUAGUUUACCUUGUUAUUCUUGGACAAGGAAACCUGGAAAGGACAGGCGAUGAAGUGCAUCAUAGAGAUGCUAUUCUCAAGGAGAUAUUCUCAAAAUGGAGUAAAGGAAGUAGUUCGAGUUCAUAUAGAUCCCCCCCGGAAACCAACAGGAACCAGUCUGUGCAAACGUGGAUGAGGAAUAUCAUGGGGGGAUUGAAGAACCUUUUUCCCAGCAAGACCCUGCCGUCAUUAAACAAACCAAUAGACAGACACCGUCUGUCCGGCUUCCUCUACAACAUCUCCAUGUACCUCCAAGAGAUGGGCGCCGAGCUGGACGAGGUGCCCUCGGAUUCGGAUGAAGAGCAGCUGUGGGAGAAGGUGCUGCACUUCUUCCUCCAGUCUGAGGGGAGUGCUGCCCUGAACCAGUGGAAUGACCGGGUGCCCCCCCGCCCCAGCAUCAGAGUGCAGGACUGGUUCCUGUCCCUGAGGGGCAGCCAGCACUGGGACUGGCUGCUGGGGCUGAUGCAGAGUCUGAUCACCGUGUCCGAGCGUCAGCCCCAGCGGCCCCUCCUGACCCUCCUCUCUCAGAAUUGGAGAACGGUGAGUGCCGUGCUGGAAGCUGCCCUUCAGGCUCUGGUCAGUGGGACCUACGGUCAGGCCAGUGCCGGCCUGCAGGGCUUCAUCUGUGCUCUAAAGGGCCAAAAUGAUUGUGCCUUUAGUGUUAGCUGGCUUCAGCAGCUGUUGGAGUUCCUGGAAACGCGGAAUUGGAAACCUGUGGUCAGUUUACACCCCGCAGGGGAAGCUGCUGGACACAGCAGGGGCUCAAGUCCGUUUGGACGUUUUAAACCCUUCAGCUUGCCUCCUGAGGCCUUGAGACAGGAUGGACAGUCUGCAAAUGCAUCUGUGGAUGAGACGAUGACCACAGAGGAGGGGUCAGACUCCAUGCAGAGCUUCCUGCUGCAGGCCCUAUCGCGGUCAGGUGGAGGGGAACGGGGAGGACAUUUGACCCAGAGAAAUUUAGCUCUUGUGCAGAGUUUGGAUGGGCUGAGGAGGGGCCUUCUGCACAGAGUGGGAAGCUCCGUCUACGGUAACCUAAGGAAGAAAGUCUCCAGAGUUACCAUGGCGCUGCUUGAUGAUGUCAGCAGCUUGGUGGACGUUCCACAGUCCGACGCAAAAGGCCAGUGCUCAGUGGGUGACCUGAGACAGCUGAUCUUAUGGGGGAUAAGACAUAACGUGACGUGGAACACACAGGCUUUGGGCGUCGGUUCACAGGGCCUCCCAGACUCAUUCCCAUUUCUGUCCUGCCCGUCCACCGAGGGAGAAAAGCUACGGUCACAACCUCCACCGCCCCAGCCAUUUAGAAAAGUAACUCCUUCACAAAGAAUCUCCAAACAAAAACCUCGUCUUCAAUUUUCCACCAAGCCUCUCAGAAAGUUCAGAAAGGGCAACAGCAAGCAGAGAGAGAUGGACUAUUCCACCUCUGCAGAGAUCCUGGAGGCAGCGUGUAAUGAAUCCAUCCCAGGCUUGACUGGGGUCUCUAAUUUCACAGUAUUUCUGUACUGUCAACUGUUCGAAGGGGAGAACGGGUCAGUUAAUCCGGCCAUGGCUCACAUGGGGCUCGACCUGCACUCAACAUGCUCCGACGCGGCUUGGUACCUGUCGGCUGCUGAGGAGGACUACUUCUGGGUCCAUGUGUGCAGUGAGUUCUUUGCCCACGAAUUCAACAACACGGUGUGUGCCAACUCCUCCUUCUGGCUGCAGAGAGCUCAUCAGGCGGCUGUAGCAAAAGACUUCACUUUUUUCAACCAGACGAUAGACGAAUUGUGCGUACCGCUUUCGGACGAGGCAGCGUCCAGUCCAGGGCUCAGUGAGGCCUGUCUGUCUCAGCUGGACGGCAGAUCGCUGGACGCGGAGGCUUUCAGACACUGCUUCCUGCCCAACAACUCCGCCCUGAUCGCGGCUCUGUGCGGCAGAGCGUCCCCGGACUCCCGGCAGUCCCUCCCAGAGGGUAGCUGGGCUGCAGCCUACUGCUCCAGGAUCCAGAACUUCUCCUACGACGACGCCGACGUGGACGAUUGCCAGUUCAGGAAGUGGAGUGUGCAAGAUUGGACCAACUCCACUCUCCUGGAGCUGUGUGGACAGACAGAUGGCCUGAGGGAGCACGUCUGUCUCAACGCCACCCUCUACCCUCAGCUGUUAAGACUCAACCCUCAGUGGGCCGAGGUAUGCGCAGAUCUGCGGGCAGAGCAGGAGAGCAGGAAGUGCCUCCUGCAGAGGUUUUUCGACAUGCUACCAGCACCUUAUGCGUUUGACACAUCGCAGCUGUGCGUGGAUCCAUUCCCACUGCUGGCAGACCUGCUCAACAAGCUGAGGCAGUGCGAGGUCGAGGGAGGAGAGCGGGAGGGCUUUUUAGUGGCGCUGGGAUAUGUGUUGCGUGUCUUGGACUUCAUGGUAGGGCUCUCCUCUGGACUGGAUGAGGGGGAGAGAGAGGCAAGACAAGGCCUGGGUCAGGCCAUCCUUCUGUCCAGUCUCCUGGAUAACACGUCCUGGGCCAGGCUGCGGCAAGAAGCAUCCACCAGUGUCCUUCACACCGUGGGGGUCUUCCUGCGCCGAGAGCAGAACGCCUCUCUGAAGGGAGACCUGCUGAGCUGCUUCAGUCCUGUCCUGUGGGACCUCAUCCAGCAGAAUGACAACUCAUCUGCUCUCAGGGUCCUGCUGCAGGUACCGGCCUCCGCGGCUGUAUUUCCAUUUCACAGUGUGGUGCCCGGCAUGCUAAACACUCAGCUGUCUCACCAGGAGUACCUGCAGAUGCCAAGAGACAGCAUUCGAACUCUUGUGAUGUCUGCUGAGAAGGAUGCUGUGAAGAGAUUUCUCUCCCAUAUGCAUCAAAGCUGGGACCAGCUUCAGGUCGAGCCCAACCAGGCAUCUCAACAAGAGCUGCAGGCUAUGGAAACAAUGACGGCUGCUUUCAUCCACAAGUUCCCCCGAGUAACCCCAGAGCUGUUUGUGGAUCUUUCUCAGUUCAUCCCCUUCAUGUCUGUGUCGGACAUAAUGAGCCUCCCAGCAUCCCUGAUUGUCAAUGACAGUGUCUUAAUAGCCAUUCGUGACCACAGCUCAGGGAUGAAGUCUCUGCAAAAAAAGGCCUUUGUGAAAAGGCUUCUGCAGUCAAGUGAAGUGGGUGAUGCCCCCACAUGGCCACCAUACUUUCUCAGCUCCAUCCUCCCUCUUCUGCCUUACCUCCCUGUCAACCAUUUUCAGCAGCUGACGUCUCAGCAGCUCACACCUCUAAAGGAGUUGCUAGGCAACAGUAGCCUGGAUGGUGUAAGGGGGCGUUAUGUCCUUCGGACCCUUUUCAGUAAGAGGAAGAAUCUGACUGGUGAUGACAUACUGAGAUUAGGAGUUCUCGCAUGCUACCUGGAUCCAGCAGACUUGAAGUCAUACCUUCAGGACUCGGCAGUGUCCUCUGCUCUGUGGCAGCAGCUGUCCACGUGCAUGUCCAAGGGGCUCAUCAGUGCCGAUGGACGGCUGUCAUCCUGGCUGAUACCAGCCGUUAAAACCCUGAACAUCAGCAGCAUGACUUCUGCAGAGCUGUCAGCGCUCAGCGGUCUGCUCCCUCAGUUGGGAGCUUCCUUCCUGCUGUCUCUCCCCUCCCCACAGCUCCUGGAAGUCUUGUCACAGCCAGGAUUUCACAGUUAUUCGCCAGCACAGGCAUUUCAGAUUUUAUCAAAGAUUUCAAAGGAUGCCAAUCUCACCAUGGAGAAACUGUGCAGACUGAAGCCGUUGCUCUCCGGUCUCUCCCCUGCUGUGCUAAGAGGCCUCCAGUGGUCUGAUAUCAGCAAAACUGCCCACUGCUCGUGCUGGAGAACAACUCUAACUGAACUUAAGCCUGGCCACAGAGCCAUGCUGUACAAUGCAAUGCAGGAGGUUCUGUUCACAGACUUGAAGAACAUCACUCAGCAGGUGAACUGUCUACUUCCUUUCAUCCCCUUGAGGAAAAUGAUACAGGCGCUGAAUGGUGAAGCCAUAUGGAGAGGCAUCGGCACAUACAGAAACUUACAGUGGUCGCCGCAGCAGGCUCAGUUUCUCUUCAAUGAGGUGUCUGUAUUGAGGAACCUUACUAUCCAGUCUGUGAGGGAUCUGGGUCGUAUUGCCGGUGGUAUGAGUUGUCAUUUUUUAAGGCUUUGGACCAACGACACAGACUUUAUGGAGCUUCUUCAGUUUGUGAGCAAACUGCCUGGAGGCACAAGGCCAGCUUUGAGAAAAUGUAUUGUCGAUGAACUGAAAAAACAACCUGAACUUGACCUCAAUGCUCUAAGUCCUGGGUUUGCUGCCACAUUACCAGUAUCGAUGAUGGAGAACCUCUCUAACGCAUCAGUCAGAGCCAUUCUGGACCAUUUUGAUUCCCACUUUGUUGAUUUCCUAAGACUGCCAUAUUAUAAACAGACAAACUUGGCUGAGAAGACCAAAGUUGAGCUGCUCACCUCUCUGGCAGAAGGGCACAUUGAUGGCACCCUCCUGGACAUUCUUGGGCCGUUGCUGCCUUUCCUGGAACGGGACAGUCUGACUUUAGUGGACAGAAGAGCGCUGGCUCUGCGAGUGGAAGAGAUAAGAAGUUUCUGCCUUCCCAAGGAAACUCUCAGAGAUAUUAGUGAUAUUCUCACUCAAAAUGACCUCCUUGGAGAUCCAUCCAAAUGGCAGGAUGGAGAUGUUGAACAUCUGGGCAGGUUGUUGUUUGCUCUCUCAACAAAGCAGAUUAACUCCAUCCCGUUGACAGUGUUGAAUAAGGACAUAGUGGAGCAGGUCCUGGUGAGUGAAAAGCUCUGGGAGGAUAGCGCUGUUGGGGAAGUAUGUUUUAGUCGGUGUGUGGACAAGCGCCGCCAAGAACAGAAGACUCAGAGUCUGAUUCGAGGCAUUGUCAAAGCACGGAACAGGAGAGCAAAAGUGCCAGUGCCCAGCUGCGCAGACAUAAGAGGAACAUUUCCGUCUGCUUGGACGUCGGCUCAGCUCAGGCGCAUGUCACCAGAGGAGUUAAAGGAGUGUGUGGAAGUUUUUGGUCAGGAUUCCUCCCUGAACUCUGAGCAGCGCCGGACACUCUGGGUGAAACUCAGGCGGUCCUUCAGUCCAGUGAGGGAGCUGAGAGAGGACCAGGUGCUGGCGUUGGGCUCAGUAGUGACGGAGAUGGGGGACAGAGAGCUGCGAUACAGCAAUCUUACAGAUGUGGGUGUCAUUGCACAUCUGGGCACGCUGACAGACUGGAGUCCACGAAAGAUGAGGGCAGUGAUUGUUGGCGUGAUGCAGAGGCGUAGACUGAAAGUGGAGCAGUUUUCGGUUCUGGAUCUGGCGGCGUUUGGCCAUCUCAUCUGUGGUCUGCAUCCCUGGGAGAUGAAACAACUGAGCCCCCACAAUCUCAGCCUAGCUGUCCUGUUCUUGCGGGAAACAUCUCUGCCAUGCACAGAACAGCAGAUGGAGGCACUGACAAGCUGUUUGUCCAGAGCGGAGGCCUUUGGUCCAGUCAGUGAAUGGGGACCAGAAAUAUUCACUGAAAUUGGGACUUUGGCAGCGGGUCUGCCCGAUAUAGUGCUGUCAGCUCUGCUGCAGGAACAGGUGGAGGGAAUCACCCCUGAAGCUCUCGCCCUGAUGCUACCAAAAAAGAUGGCAGUGGUGUUCAGUGCAGUUCAGUUGUCAUGGCUGAGUGUGGAGCAGGCGUGGGCUGUCACAGAGGAGCAGUGGGCCGAGCUGGACACGGAACAGAGGCACGCUGUUGGACUCGCUCGGUAUGAGGGAGACAUCCUGCUGGAGCUCAGAGGAAGGAACUCAGCCCCAGUGGCUCCCAAACCAGACCGUCUCACUUUAUGCUCACUGGCUCUGUGCCUCUUGUUAUGGCAACUAAUUUAAAAUGCUGGAACGGCUUUUAAUUGUCCCUAUGACCUCCCCGGGUAUCAUAUUUGUACUUCAAAUAAAUAUUUUGAACUGCUCC
Messenger RNA from Menidia menidia (Atlantic silverside), 6118 nucleotides. The record is from the annotation of a GenBank genome assembly. Lineage: Eukaryota; Metazoa; Chordata; Actinopteri; Atheriniformes; Atherinopsidae.